UCCGCGCGGACCGAGCGAGGCGGCAGGCGCUUCUUCAGUCUCCCCGAGUUCGCUCCAGCCGCUCGCCCGCCACCGCCUCCUCGGCGCGGACCUCGCACCGCCCAGUUGCCAUCUUCAGAAUGAUUCCCUGCAGAGCAGCGCUGUCUUUUGCCCGAUGUCUGGUCCGGAGGAAAAUCGUCACUCUGGACAGUUUAGAAGAUACCAAACUGUGUCGCUGCCUAUCCACCAUGGACCUCAUCGCCCUGGGGGUGGGGAGCACACUGGGUGCUGGGGUCUACGUGCUGGCCGGGGAGGUGGCCAAAGCGGAUUCUGGCCCCAGCAUCGUGGUCUCCUUUCUCAUUGCUGCGCUGGCUUCCGUGAUGGCAGGUCUUUGCUACGCGGAAUUUGGGGCCCGAGUUCCCAAGACUGGGUCUGCCUACUUGUACACUUACGUUACUGUUGGAGAACUGUGGGCCUUCAUCACUGGCUGGAAUCUCAUUUUAUCUUAUGUGAUAGGAACAUCAAGUGUUGCAAGGGCGUGGAGUGGCACUUUUGAUGAACUUCUUAGCAAGCAGAUCGGUCAUUUUUUCCGGACAUACUUCAAAAUGAAUUAUACUGGCCUUGCAGAGUAUCCAGACUUUUUUGCUGUGUGCCUUAUAUUACUUCUUGCAGGUCUUUUAUCUUUCGGAGUGAAAGAGUCUGCUUGGGUGAAUAAAGUCUUCACAGCUGUCAAUAUCCUGGUGCUUCUCUUUGUUAUGGUUGCUGGAUUUGUGAAAGGAAAUGUGGCAAACUGGAAGAUUAGUGAAGACUUUCUCAAAAAUAUAUCUGCAAGUGCCAGGGACCCAACUUCUGAAAAUGGAACAAGCGUCUAUGGGGCUGGUGGCUUUAUGCCUUAUGGCUUUGCAGGAACUUUGGCUGGGGCUGCAACCUGCUUUUAUGCCUUUGUGGGAUUUGACUGCAUUGCAACAACUGGUGAGGAAGUCCGGAACCCUCAGAAAGCUAUUCCUAUUGGAAUUGUGACUUCUCUGCUGGUUUGCUUUAUGGCCUAUUUUGGGGUCUCGGCAGCUUUAACACUGAUGAUGCCGUACUACCUCCUGGAUGAGAAAAGCCCGCUUCCUGUGGCCUUCGAGUACGUUGGAUGGGGGCCAGCCAAAUACGUCGUUGCAGCAGGCUCCCUCUGCGCUUUGUCAACAAGUCUUCUUGGAUCCAUUUUCCCAAUGCCUCGUGUAAUCUAUGCUAUGGCGGAGGAUGGGUUGCUUUUCAAAUGUCUAGCUCAAAUCAAUUCCAAAACGAAGACUCCAAUAAUUGCUACUUUAUCAUCGGGUGCAGUGGCAGCUGUGAUGGCGUUCCUUUUUGACCUGAAGGCCCUCGUGGACAUGAUGUCCAUUGGGACGCUUCUGGCCUACUCUCUGGUUGCAGCCUGUGUUCUUAUCCUCAGGUACCAGCCUGGCUUAUCUUACGAGCAACCCAAGUACUGUUCUGAGAAAGAAGCUCUGGGAUCAUGCACCAACAGAACCUCCAAAAGUGAGUCUCAGGACACCAUGCUGCCAGGGCAGGGCUUCAGCCUGCGAACCCUCUUCAGCCCCUCGCUUCUGCCCACAAAACAGUCUGCGUCUCUUGUCAGCUUUCUGGUAGGAUUCCUGGCAUUCCUUAUCCUGGGCCUGAGUGUUCUGACCACGCACAGCGUCCACACCAUCGCCAGACUGGAAGCGUGGAGCCUGGCUCUCCUGGUGCUGUUUCUCAUUCUCUGUGUUGCCAUCGUGCUCAUCAUCUGGAGGCAGCCCCAGAAUCAGCAGAAAGUAGCCUUUAUGGUUCCAUUCCUACCGUUCCUGCCAGCCUUCAGCAUCCUGGUGAACAUUUACCUGAUGGUCCAGUUGAGUGCAGAUACCUGGAUCCGAUUUAGCGUCUGGAUGGCACUUGGUUUCCUGAUUUACUUCGCUUAUGGCAUUAGACACAGCCUGGAGGGUAAUCCGAGGGAUGAAGAAGAUGAUGAUGAAGAUAUGUAUUCAGACAACAUUAACGCAGCAACAGAAGAAAAAUCUGCCAUGCAAGGUGGCGACCAUCACCAAAGAAACCUGAGUUUACCUUUCAUUUUCCACGAAAAAACAAGUGAAUGCUAGUGCCUGCUGGGGCAGAACUGGUCCACAGUCUUCAUGUACAUGGUCUGCAUGGAGGGAACCAUGAUGAUGUCAUCACCACACCAGGUUGUCAUGGAUUUGCUGCAGACACAGUUCACCCUAAUUUAUACUUACUCACGUGAACAGCACCUCCUCUGAUGGUGACUCACACAUCUAGGGAAACCACUCUGAGCUCGCUCCUCCGUGAUAAAUAUCCCCCAGAGAGUGGGCACAUGGGCAUGUGUGUACGUAUGUUUGUAUAUGUUGGGGAAUAUCAUUGUUAAAAGUUGUUGGUGUCUUACUCUUAUCGCAUUGCAUUUUUCCAGUGUUGUCAUUCAUCAGUAGCCUAUCCUGCACCCACUAAAAUGGAGGUGAUCACUGAAUAGAAAAGUAUCUUGAAUGUGCCAGGUGUGGUUGGGGAAAUAACUGUCACUUUUCCUUAUUGGACUUUAUGUCAAGUUAGAACAUCCUAAAAUUGCAUUUACCCA
Messenger RNA from Budorcas taxicolor (takin), 2584 nucleotides. It is a transcript of the gene SLC7A2, whose product is annotated as solute carrier family 7 member 2. Bases 120 to 2099 code for a protein of 659 amino acids. The record is from RefSeq and is a predicted model, not a curated record. Gene Ontology annotation, biological process: transmembrane transport; amino acid transport. Lineage: Eukaryota; Metazoa; Chordata; Mammalia; Artiodactyla; Bovidae. Gene Ontology annotation, molecular function: amino acid transmembrane transporter activity. The transcript is spliced from 12 exons. Gene Ontology annotation, cellular component: plasma membrane.